Molecule: messenger RNA, 1275 nt
Organism: Closterium sp. Naga37s-1
Lineage: Eukaryota; Viridiplantae; Streptophyta; Zygnematophyceae; Desmidiales; Closteriaceae
Source: the annotation of a GenBank genome assembly
AUGCGGGCGUCAGGCAUCCCCCCCACCACCUCCACCUUCAACUACCUCAUAGACGCCUGCGCCACCGCUCCCCGCCCUGACGCGGUGAAGGCGUGGAGCCUCUUUUCCGAGAUGGAAGGUGCUGAGAACGUUCGUCCCAACGCAGAGACGUUCAACCUGCUGAUCACCGCGUGCACCAAGGCGGGCGACCACGAUGGUGCACUAAAGGCAUUUGGAAUGAUGAGGGAGAGGGGCUACACGAGGGCCAUCACCACGUCCACCUUCAACAAGCUCAUCCACUCCGCUGCUGCCACUCCCUCUGCCUCCACUGAAACCGCCUUCCAGCUGUACAGCCAAAUGAGGGCGGAGGGCCACAGGCCAGACGUGGUGACCCUGGGAACGCUCAUCACAGCAUGUGGCAAGGACGGGGACGCGGCACGGGCCAUGGCAGUGCGGCAGGAGCUAGAGGCCGAGGGGGUGCCGCCCAACGCCGCCGUCUUCCACGCGCUCAUGGCGGUGCAGGGCCGCGCUGGCUUGUGGCCAGCGGCGCUCGGCACGUUCCGGGAGAUGCAGGGCCGGGCGGCGGAGUGGGAGCGGAAGGGGAGUGGCAGCACUGUUAUUGGUGGCCCCAGAGAGAACCCCCUGGCACCAACCCUCCCGGCGUAUACAGUGCUUUUUGACGCGUGCUUUGGCCCCGAGGGGGCAGAUGCAACAAUCAAGAGCCUCGUCGAGAAGGGGCACAGGCUCUCCCUCACACCGGCCCUGGCAGCAGCGGUGGAGGUGUACAGAGAGGCAGCAGAGGCGGGCACCUUCUCGCACUACGCCCUCACUGAUGCCUACAGGUGUGAUGUGCGCAGCUCCACGCGCCCCAUAGCCACCGUGGCCCUGCUCUCCCUCCUGCUGCAUCUUGCCUCUCCUGCCGCCACCGCGGCUGCUGGCACUGCCACUCCUGCUGCUGCCACCGCUUCCCAAGAUGUUGCUUCCACUGCUGCUGCUCCUGCACCUGCUGCAACCGUUACAGCUGCUGCCGCUGGAGCCUCAGCCGAUGACUCGUUAGUGUGCGACUUGGUUAUUGUGACAGGGAUGUCGCGAGCAAAGAACCAGCCAAUAGGAGAGGCACCUCGGGGCAGGUUCCCGAAGCUGUUUGUGAGUGUGGAUCGGACACUGCAGGCGGUGGGGCUCAAAGGCAAAAGCAUGCGUGCUCUCACCAUGCAAGCGCUGUCUGUGGAUGCUCAACAGCUCGCGCAAUGGCUCAAGACAGACGCUGCUGCCGUGUUUCCCGAGUUGAGCAAGUAG